AUGGCAGACUCCGUAACUGAACAACUGGAGCAUCUUCGAUCGCUGCUCUCCAAGUCGGAAGUCAUACUACCGUCAUCAGAGCUUUACGAGUCGCACACUUCAACAUGGGCGGCUCAAAAGAACCUCUAUCCGCGCCUCGUUGUCCGGCCCAGUUCAACACAAUCUCUCUCAAAGGUUCUACGAUACCUAUCAAACACUGACCUAGACAUGGCCGUCCGCAGCUCCGGGUACGGCUCGGCGUCGGCGAGGGACGUGGUCAUUAAUAUGGAGUCCUUUGACGAAUUUGACUAUGAUAAGGAGAAUGAGGUUUUGACACUAGGCGCGGGACAGCUAUGGAGAGAUUAUUAUAACAAGAUGGAGAGGGAGGCUCCAGAUCAUCACGUGAUCGCCGCACGAACACCAGCCCUCGGGAUCGGAGGGAGCAUCCUCUCGGCCGGCUUCUCCUGGCUCGCCCGCCAGUAUGGCAACACUUCCGACCCGGACAACAUGCUCGACGCCGAGGUCGUCAAGAUGGACGGGACCGUCCUCUGGGCCUCGCACGAACCUGACCUGUUGUGGGCUUUGCGAGGCGCCGGAGCCAGUUUCUGCGUCGUCACCAGGUUCAAACUCCGUGCCUAUUCAGUGCCCCAGGACAUUUACGCCGGGCCCAUCAUCAUCCCGCGCCGCCAGCUCCCUCUUGUCGUGAGGGGCAUUGCGGCCAUGAACGCCCUCUCCGAGACCACCCUCGCCCCACAAGUCUCCAUGGACUUGUAUGUGGUGAGGAAAGAACAAGCGGCGCACAUGGGCGCCACGGAGGACCUGUUCAUCUUACAAGCAUUCGACUCCCUGGGCGAGGAGCACGGAAGGUCUGAGGAAGGAUUCAAAUGGGCGCUCGCGAUCCCCGGUGCGGUGGACAUGACCAAGGUCACCAAUCUCCGGGGCGUCUCACAGAUGCAUGGUACAUAUGGAAACCGGGAGAGAGAGGAAAAAGCUAACAUAACCCCUCCACCUGGCGUCUUGUUCUGGGGUGGAGGAACAAUUACAGAACAAGUCACCUCCCUCAAAGGCCGAUUCAAAACAUACUGGCAGCCCCUGACCGUCACGACACUUACUGAGAAAACCAUCCUCAAUGCAGUGAGCUGGCUCGACCGCGUCGGCGCGGCGUCCGGCGGAGCGAUAGCCAACAGCGCACAACUUGUAUUUGAAUGCCUGUGUACGCGGGACUCGGCGAGCGGUCCUUCUGGGUCGGCCUGGCCGAGGCCAAAGGGGAUGAAAAACACAAUCAUCUGCGCGGCGGGGUGCGACGCCGAUGCCGCCGGCAAAGGCACAGAAGAAGAACAUGACAAUGACGACGACGGCCUUGCAGCUGCGCGACGGCUUUGUCUGGACGCGCCGGUGAUGAUACUCGGACAACAAGAGGGCGGCGAGCCUGUCCGAUAUGCGCCGAAUGCGCUGGAGGAGUAUCACGACCUGAAAGACGUGAGUAUAUGCCGUACCUUCAGACCUAGAUUCAUUCAUCACCACACCCCCCCUCCUGUCCCAAAAGCGUCUAGCAACAGAUAG
Cladophialophora psammophila CBS 110553 is the source of this 1542-nucleotide messenger RNA. RefSeq lists its product as uncharacterized. Gene Ontology annotation, molecular function: FAD binding. Bases 1 to 1542 code for a protein of 513 amino acids. The transcript has 3 exons. Lineage: Eukaryota; Fungi; Ascomycota; Eurotiomycetes; Chaetothyriales; Herpotrichiellaceae. The record is from RefSeq and is a predicted model, not a curated record.